GCUCCGCAAUCAACUGAAUCGAAGGUAGUUAAUGAUCAAUCAACUUCCAGGAGAAAGCCUUCUCCGGAGGUAACAUCUGAAGCUUCAAUGGAAACUCCGGUUGAGGAAGCACGACCACCAUUUUCACAGAGGGCCUUUCAACAGCAGCAACAUUUUUCUCAGGGCGAAUCAGUCUUAAACUUUGAACCCUUCUCCAUCUUCGGUAAUACUCCUACCAGCUCCAUGUUCGAUACCGAUAGUGGACCUAUUAAUAAAAAACGCUUCAUUAAAAUGUCUAUCAUGCGCUUUUUGCCACAAUUCUAUUUUACCAACGAUGAAUUCUGUUAUGCUCUCGAAAAUACUGAAGAUGUAUGUUUUAAUUCUACAUUUCAGCCUAUGACAGUGGGUGAGAUGAUUGGAAUCAGCUUGGAACCCGAUACCACAUUACCUGCCGUACCAUCACAAUUCCAAGAUUUCAAGUUCCCUUCAGAGACUGAGGGUCAAAACUUAAUGGACCCGAAGGAUGGACCCCAGGGAAACGAGGCCGUCCCCUCAAGACCUUGUGAUCGAGAGGAGAAAAUCUUCGUGAAGGAAAUAGACUCCACCGUCACAACCACUUCACAAGAUGAUGCUGAUGAAAUUCCGGAUCAAUACUUUGAGCUUUCACGAGCGGAGCUUCAGAGAAUGUUAGCCGAGCUUCGUAAAGUAGCAGGAACGGAUGUACUUUUGGGUGCACAGACUGCACAGCAGAGAGCAGCACAGGACCGGCUUCUCCGAUUUUUCCCUCGUUGUGUCAUUCGCUUCAUUUGGUCCGACAAUGUGGUUCUUCAGGCCUGUUUCCGCCCCCUGGAACCAGUCUCUGCUCUCUACGACUUCAUUCGUGAAAGGCUGGUUGAUCAGACCCUUCCUUUCUACUUAUUUACUGCACCUCCGCGUGUCAUUCUGUCAAAGGAGGCAGAGACUCUCUUCAAGGUUAGUGCACUAAUUUUGCUCAACUUCAUGAAUGAACAAGUGUCAAAGCUGCACCCCUCUGCAAAGAUCUACUUUUCAGUGAAAAGUGGCCCUUCCAAAGCCAGAGAUGUUCUUAGAAGUGAUUUACUUGAAAGGAUGGCCCCAGAAUCAGAAACGGAAGCUCGCGAAAUUGCCUCAAAAUGUCAGGUUUUGACCGUUUUCUCCUCCUCCUCCUCUUGCAGGAUGCCCAAUUCAACCCAACGUGAAGCAGCGGAAUAA
Messenger RNA from Rodentolepis nana, 1209 nucleotides. The record is from the annotation of a GenBank genome assembly. Lineage: Eukaryota; Metazoa; Platyhelminthes; Cestoda; Cyclophyllidea; Hymenolepididae.